AAGGUGCAUGGGGAGGUGGGAGGGGGCGGUGUCCGGGGAGACGCGUCAGCCGCCGCCGCCGCCGCCGCCGCCGCGGGGUCCCUCCCCUCCGGCGGCCGGAGCCCCGCGGGGAGCGGCGCGGCGGGGAUGAGCCGGGCCGCCUCGCACCCACCGUAGCGGCGCGGCCGCCUCCGCCAUGAAGCGGAAGAGCUGGGCCGAGGCCCGGCGCCGCGCAGCCCCGGCGCCGCCGGCUCUGAAGAGAACUCGAGGCGCGGCGUCGCGGGCGGUGGCGGCGGGGGGCGAGGCGGAGCGGCGGCAGCCGCCCCCCGGCGGGCCGGAGACCUGCCUGAGGAUCGCCGAUCGCCUUUAUUUUGCAAUUCUCUGCCAAAAACCAAAGAGUGGAGCUGCAAAUACCCAUUAUUUCUGCAUAGAUGAUGAACUUGUAUAUGAGAACUUCUAUGCAGACUUUGGACCACUCAAUCUGGCAAUGGUCUACAGAUACUGCUGCAAGCUAAAUAAGAAAUUAAAGUCAUUUUCAUUGAUAAGGAAGAAAAUAAUUCAUUAUACUGGCUUUGAUCAGAAAAAACAAGCAAAUGCUGCAUUCCUCAUAGGCUCCUACGCAAUAAUAUACCUGAGAGAAUCCCCAGAAGACGUGUACAGGCUUAUAUUGGCUGGAAGCAUUUCAUAUCUUCCUUUCAGGGAUGCUUCCUUUGGUACUUGCAGUUUUCAUCUGACAUUGCUGGACUGUUUUCACGCAAUAAGCAAGGCUUUGCAAUAUGGUUUCCUGGAUUUCAAUACAUUUGAUGUAAAUGAAUAUGAGCAUUAUGAAAGAGCAGAAAAUGGAGAUUUUAACUGGAUAAUACCAAACAAAUUCAUUGCCUUCAGUGGACCUCAUUCAAGAAGUAAAAUUGAAAAUGGCUAUCCCCACCAUGCUCCAGAGGCUUAUUUCCCAUACUUCAGGAAACAUAAAGUUACCACUAUAAUACGCCUCAACAAAAAAUUGUAUGAUGCCAAGCGAUUUACAGAUGCUGGAUUUGAGCAUUUUGACCUCUUCUUUGCUGAUGGAAGCACACCUAGUGAUACUAUAGUUAAAACAUUUCUAAAUAUUUGUGAAAAUGCUGAAGGUGUUAUAGCCGUUCAUUGCAAAGCUGGUCUUGGACGAACUGGCACACUCAUUGCCUGUUAUAUUAUGAAGCAUUAUCGGAUGACAGCUGCUGAAACUAUUGCCUGGAUUAGAAUAAAUAGACCUGGUUCAGUGAUUGGACCACAACAACACUUCCUGAUGGACAAACAGGCAGAACUUUGGAGAGAAGGAGAUAUUUUCCAUGCAAAGUUGAAAGGAAACCGUAAAAUUGCUGUAACAAGAAUUCUGUCAGGAGUAGAUGAUAUUUCAAUUAAUGACACGAGAAACAGGAGAACCAUCCAAAAGGACAUUGAACUGUACAGUGAUGAAGAUGAAACAAACUGUGUAACACAAGGUGAUAAGCUUCGUGCUCUGAAAAGUAGAAGGCAGGCAAAAGCUCCAACUACAUCACCGCUAACAGUAAUUCUGCAGUCCAGUGUUCAGAAAAAUAAAACCUCUGAACCUAGCAUUUCUGACAGUACAGACAUUACUAAAAGAACUACCAGGUCUGCUGCAAGAAAAAACAGUUUAAAAAGGGAAGUAUAUCACAAAAACUAACAGAGAGGAAUAUGCUUUAGAGAUCUCAUAUGCUCUUGCUUUGCUGGGAAUUGUAAAGAAGUCUUCUGCACCCUUGUUCAAACACUGAAAACUACCUGCAGCAUUUCAGAGCUUGUCUCAGCCAAUCCGUCCCAAGGACUAGAACAGUAUUGCGUUAAAUUUCAAAUAAGCAACCAGAGUUGAAGAGGAUAUUCAGGAGUGAAGGGGAUGUGACUAGAGGGGACUUGAUGCAAUUCAAGGAAGAUUACUUCGGCUCCAUUUUUCAGCAAAAGUGACACAGAUGAAUCUCUUCCGUACUUGUAGAAUAAAAUGGACUCUCAAUAUCCUUGGUAGAGACUUUCCUUAUGUGCUAACACCUCCUCAAACAAACCCCACAAAAUCUGUGUACAUUUAGACUCAGGUGUAAAUACUUAAGCUCUCUAUUAUAAAGAGGGCUUGCUAGUACGUAUGAUGCAUGUGUAUAAAUUGUGAUGGCAAUCACUUAGCUGCUGACCACCAGAAAUUAAAAGAUGGUGGGAGCUUUUAAACAUAUAAAUCUUUGUUGUCCAUUCAGACUGGGCUCAAGUCUCCACUUGAGACUGAAAAUCAACCACAAAAGCUUUUUUCUUAUAGUAUUGGUACUCUCCUGUGUUAACUGGCUAUUCUUUCUUACUUUGUAUGGAGUUUUUUAUGAAGCCGCAGUACUGAGUACACAAAGUAACUAUUGUCCACCAAAGAGUGCUUUAUUUUCAAAGGUUGUGUGGUUUGUUUAAUUUUGAAAAAACUAACUAUAAGCAAUUAACUUGUUUUUAAUGGUAACAGAUUUUUAGUUGUUCACAACCAAUGGCUCUUUUAACUAGUUGUAAUUGCUUUAAAUCUGGUAUUAUUUUAAGCAGGAGGAAAAACAGCUUACCAUUUAAAGCAGUGCUGUCAUAUUGAAAUGUCAUUACUGUUUCUUCUCCUAUAGUCAAGUCUAUUAGGUGAAACUUUCCAUUACCGUGUCUAACAGGUAAGAUUUUUCCCUGGGUUUUAUCGGUACACCUGAGAACAUGUUGACAUCACUGUUCUUUAGCUUUGAGACACUUAACGAAUGCAGCACACAAAAAGGGAAAACAAGCUUGCUGUACAACUGAGAUUGGUAGUGGAACUCAGGGGUGGGUAUAGUUUUUAACACCUAAUUAACACUUCAAAAACUACAGCUGACCUCUUAUUAAAAAGCAGCAUAAUUUUUAGAGGAAUCUGUCUAGGACUGAAAUUUUCAUCCACUACAUGGCUGUCUUCAAACAGUGGCAGUGGUUUUUUCCCUACCGCAUCUCACGUUAUGAAAUCUCAAAGCUGGCUUUCAAGUGAUGUACCCUUGUCUGCCAACUUAAGUUAUAGCUAUAUAUCCCUUGGAUGAGGACUGUUACCACAUCGCCUUAAAUAUGGUAGUUACCUGUUGAUUUAGUGACUCUUACAGUAGAAAGUAGAAGAAAUGGAGAGAUCUUAAAUGUUAGCAAUGGAAUAGCUGAAGUUUUUAAACAUACGGAUUAACUCUGCAAGGGAGGGGAGUUUUCUUUCUAUGAAUGUAAAUGGGCAGGUUCAGUGACUCAUUUCAGUGUACAUCCUUUUAAAAUUAAGCUUUCUGUUAGGCUGGUGAUUUUUGAAUAUCAAUAUGAAUAACCACACGCAGACUUGAAAACGUUUUGUGGCAAGAGCAUCGUGAGUUUGGAGGGCAAGUGGGAUGUGAAGUGUGUUAGUUUACAGGUCGCAUCCGUGAGUUUGGAUAGUCAAAAUUUGCAGAUAUGAAUACAAAGAAAACAGAAGAGGUUUGUGUGGUGCAAAGUAAGGGACCAUUGAGGAUCAGACCCCAAAUAUUUUUUGUUUUCCUCUCAACCUUUACCUUCACCACCAUUUUCAUCUAGGUGAAAAGCACCUAAAAGAGAGGGACAGAAUUCACCCUGAUACAGUAAUUAAAAUUCUUUGUCUUUUUUUUUUUUUUUUUUAAGUAAGCCAGUUGGCCAAAAACUGAAGUACAGGUAACCACCUGUUACCAGUAACCACAAUAGGUAUAUUGUGCAAAUAUGAACCUGUGUUUAUUUUUGAAGAAAAUUCUUAUAUUGAAAGGCAGAAAGGAUGGAACUAGUGAGGUGAGAGGGUAAGAGUCAAAACAAGAAAGAUUGAGUAAUAUUUAUUGUGUUUGGCUUUGUCCUUCUCUCAGCUGAGCUUCCUCUUUUAGCAUCUGUUUUUAACCUAAAAAAUAAUCAGUCUAUUUCACAUCCCCUAUGAAUUCCAAAUUUGAAUUUGCCUUUUUUAAAGUAACCAGCAGAGCCAUUAGCACUUUCAGGUUCAUCAGAAGUAAGUUUGCGUAAAGCAAGUGCAGAAACACACACGAUAGCAACUCUAGCUAAACCAAACUGCAUGUUUGGCAUGAAUGUGUUUCGGGGUACCCCUUCCACCACCCAGUAUCUUAGUGAGAAGCACAUAAAUGUCAACGGAUUUUACAUUUGAACUCUCCAAGCAGCCUUAUAUGGAAAAUUAACUCAUUACCUCAUUGUGUCCCACCUAAUUGUAUUGCUUAGUUUGUUCUACUGAAUUUUUAGUACUUUGUCUAGCAUUUUUAUUAUACCAUACCAAAGCUGUCUUAAGUACAAGAAUGAAGAGUGGGCAUGGGUGAGGGAGUCCUUGGUUUCUGAAUCUUUUUUGAAUUGUGAAGUAUGAUGUGCCAAAAUGGAACAUGUGGCGGCAGCUGCAUCACCAUUGUACCACAGAGCAGCUGAAGUAAGUUAUUUCUGCUGUUGUCAAUUAGUUCUUCCUUAGAAAUUCUUUCUCCUCUUUCAAAUAAAUGGCAGAUGGAUUCUUCCUUGAUCUCUUAUUCAAAAGUAUGCAACUUACGCAAAAGAUGUCAUAUCUUGGGUCAAAUUGCUAGCUUCCAUUUCAGCAUCAAUAACUUAACUCACAUGUUAACCCAGACCUGUCUUUUUACCCCAGUAAGACAACAGAGGAAGUGCUGUUGAUUUAAAACAAAACAAAACAAAAAGAUUUGUAGAGACUUGUGCAUUAAAAUGGAAACAAAAAUGUGAUGUUCACCAGUUUGUUGCACUGCAGUUUUUAUAUUAAUGGUUUGCAGACUGUUUGUCUUGCGUAAACUUAUGUACAGACUAUCAAGAUCUAAAAUUUCUUGACUAAUCAGUACUGUUCAUCCUGAUUAUUUUUAAAUUGUAUAUUUCUAAUCAUAUUUUUUUAACUUGGAUUGACAGAAUGGGAGUUUAUUUUGCUGAAGGUAUUUUUAAGAUAAAGCUUCAUAUUAUCUUGUAAUAUUAAGUAGUUCAAUAUGCAUUUGUGUCUCAUUUGAAUAUACUGCAUAUUGUAUUUGAUUUUAUACAAAAUAUUGAAUAGUGAGAAUUGUAAACAUGAAUUGUGUAAAAUUAAAAAUGUUUGUUUUCUUA
This is a messenger RNA of Phalacrocorax carbo (great cormorant), 5067 nucleotides long. NCBI's taxonomy places the organism in Eukaryota, Metazoa, Chordata, Aves, Suliformes, Phalacrocoracidae. The record is from RefSeq and is a predicted model, not a curated record.